CUUACACACACACACAUGCACAUGACCACACAGCGAGGUGGAUGCACUCAUGAAGCGACGUAGCUCUACAUCCUGUCUGUGAAGAUGGACUUUGACUAUCAGAAGAUUAAAGAUGCUGAAUUUCUUCAGAGGGAAGAGCGACUCAGCUCACAGCCAAUUCAAUACCCAAGACCCAUGCCUCGUCUGUCUAUCACCCCAGAGACCCAACCCACCAGCCGGAAGCCUCCAGUCAAACCCAGACGAAGCAUAAAAUGCCGUCCUACUGUACAGCAAAGAGAUGGACAGUCAAACAGCCAGGCUUGUCAGAAAGAGAUUGAGGUGAAGCGGAUAGCUCCCUCUCAGGUGCUGGGUCCCGUGGGGCCCCUGGAGGCUCAGACUCCAUCUCUUCGGGCUCACAUCCUGUUGUGGUUUCAGAGAUCGCAGCUACCUCGCCUGCAAACACCCGGACGCCCGCUGCCAUGCUGGCUCCAUGGCUUCGCCACGCGCAGGGAGGCAGAGCAGCUACUGCAGGAUAAGCAGCAGGGCUGUUUCCUGUUGAGGCUCAGUGAGUCAAAGAUUGGCUUUGUGCUCUCCUACAGGGGUGCAGACAGGUGUCGACACUUCAUCAUCGAGCAACAAGUUGAAGUAUCUGGACUGAACGGUCAGUAUAUGAUUGCUGGAGAGAACAGCAGGCACAGCAGUCUGGAAGAGCUGAUAAACUACUACACAUACAAUCCAGUAGGGCCCUUCAAUGAAAUGCUCACUGUGCCCUGUGCGCAGCCCAGCAGCAGCAGCGAUGAGAUAGCAAAGCUGAGAGUGAGACAUGAAGAAGAAAGAGAGGAUGAAAGAGGACAGACAACAGAAGACACUGCACAGUCCAUCCCAGAGUACUCUGCUACAGACUCUACAAGGCAAGUCGCCGUGGCUGCCUCUGAUUCGGCACAGUAUGCUGUGGUGAGGAAGACCCUGAAGAAGACUCAGUCUCUCCCAGAGAGCAAGAAUGUACCGGAUACAGUGCACUCUGGCCCAGAGAAUGGCAUACAAGAGCUUGUUGUAAGCAGUGCAGGAGACCUGGCCCAUCCUAUAGAUGCCCCCUAUGCUCGGGUCAACAAACCGCCCCGGGCCGUACAAAACCCUUCCUUCAGCGAUACCGACCCUGACCCCAGCUUACUGGGGGCAGCAGCAUCCACUGGUUCCCAUUCUUCGCCCAGUGCUGCAGCCAUAGCAGAACAGAAGUACUGGGAACUAGAGCCCCUGCACACUUAUGAGGAGACCCUGCACACACGCAGACGCGACGAGGAGAUAGAUUUUUACGCCAUGGGGAGGCGCAGAGAAUUAAAUAGUGAUGCAGGAGAUCUCCCUCAUAAUCACCUUUACUCAGAGGUCAAUAUUAAAGGGACCAGAGAUGACGGUACGCCAGCUCUUCCACCAACCAGGGCAGCCUCCAUGGUUAACUUCACUGCUUCAUCUUCAAGGCCCAACCCAAGCUUGCCCUCAAGACCACCCCCUAAACAUGCAACCUUUCGAACUGAAAGCAGCGUACAGAGUUUUGGUGGUUCACCAGGCAUGACUCCACACCCACUCUUCAGCCCUAACCACUCAGAUCAUCUGCAGCCUGAAAACUCUGGCUUCUCCAUAUAUGAGCAGAUACCAGAGAGACCCGCCAACUCGAGACCUCCUCUGCCACCUCCUAACCCCAAACGUUAAGCCAAGAUCAAAUCCCAUAACCCCUAAGUGCAACCCACCUAGGACUGCUCUUAACCCAGCGCUUAAUGGCCACCCCAGUCAUCGUUCUAGUCCAUUUCCAAAUGAACCAGUUAGAGACCUUUAUUUUUGAGUGUAACUGCAAACCUAAUUGGUUUUCUCAGGUUUUUUUAGUGAGCUUAUUUACAGUGGUGAACCUAUAGUUCAGGCAACAAAUGUCAACAUUUUUCAAAAUUGAGAAAAAAAAACACCUCUAUGAUAAUGCUUAUUUUGAUAGUACUAUGGGAUUUCUAGUACUAUAUUAGUGUUAAGCGAACAGUCAAACACAUGAACAUUUUUGGCUGUUCUUAAUGCAACACAGAAACUUUGAAGCUUGCAAAAGGCAUUCUGUAUGUUUUAUUUGAAGCUUGUAACAGACAUGAACAUAUAUUUGCCUUAUAUGUAGCAGUUGUCCAGUGACCCUUAGUAAAGAGCCAUACCAUAUAACCACUACCACUGUUUUUCAUUUCUAACAACUGACUAAAAUCUGGUUAGUCUGCACCUCCUAUUUCACAGCCAGUUCUUCCUUUCACAAAGUUUUCCCUCUCAUGUGAUUAGUUAAUUCCAGUCCUGUCAUUUGAUAGUUGUAUUUGUAGUUAAUUUUAAGGCCAGAGUACACCGACUGGAAAAACACAAACAUUUUCAUGUCUGCAGUUGUCCUCAAAAUGCUCCGAAAAACUGACAUAAAUGUAAAAUAAAACAAAAUUAACUGAAUGAGGAGAGAAAAUUCUAGAGCCUUAAACAGUCAAACACAGGGACGGUUCAAUGCUUGUGUUUGUUUGUGUUUGUGCAAUCAUCAUACUCUGGCCUCAGUGUGUAAGGCCUUCUGUUCGGCUUCUGAAGGCCUACCAAAUUGGGAGAGCUCACCUGGAUAAAUCUACCUAGAUACUACAGUAGAAAAAAUUUGUUAGUAAAAUACUCUGCUCAGCAUUUUCAACUAAACUCAACUAAAUUAACAGUACUUCAGUACUUAAAGAGAUGAAAUCCAUCAAGCAUUAUGAUUCUAUGCAAUAAAAUCCAUGCACAUUUCUAAAAAUGAUUAGGCCUUCUUUUAAGUUAUAUUAUAAGGCUCCGAUUACCACCUGCUUAUUUAGCACUGUCUUUGAAAAAGAACUGUACACAACAAGUGUUCAAUCUGCGCUCCUGUUUUGUUGAAAUGAAAAGCUGCAGCAGACACCCCAGUAUAUAAAUAGAAUGGCUUGUAUUUACUAUUCUAUUUUUAUCUGGACUUGACCCUUCAUUAAAAAAAAAA
Colossoma macropomum (tambaqui) is the source of this 2974-nucleotide messenger RNA. RefSeq lists its product as uncharacterized. Bases 85 to 1686 code for a protein of 533 amino acids. The record is from RefSeq and is a predicted model, not a curated record. Gene Ontology annotation, cellular component: cytoplasm. NCBI's taxonomy places the organism in Eukaryota, Metazoa, Chordata, Actinopteri, Characiformes, Serrasalmidae. The transcript has 9 exons.